AUGGCCGACCGGGCAGCAGCUGAGAGAGCUUGCAAAGACCCCAACCCCAUCAUUGACGGCCGCAAGGCCAACGUGAACCUGGCAUAUUUGGGCGCCAAGCCUCGGAGCCUCCAGACGGGCUUUGCUGUCGGCGUGCAGCAGCUACACCCCACCUUGAUCCAGCGGACUUAUGGGCUGACUCCCCACUACAUCUACCCGCAAGCCAUCGUCCAGCCCAGCGUGGUGAUCCCAGCCACCCCCAUCCCGUCGCUGUCCUCACCCUACAUUGAGUACACACCGGCCAGCCCAGCCUACGCCCAGUACCCUCCUGCUACCUAUGACCAGUAUCCGUAUGCCGCCUCGCCGGCCACAGCUGCCAGCUUUGUGGGCUACAGCUACCCAGCUGCUGUGCCACAGGCCCUCUCGGCCACAGCCCCCACAGGCACCACCUUCGUGCAGUACCAGGCGCCGCAGCUGCAGCCCGACAGGAUGCAGUGAGGGGCGUUCUACUCCAGGGACUGUGACAGUGUCACCCACUCAGCAGACAGACCCGCUGGGCCACCAUGGGCCCACGGCUGUCCAGGCUGAGCUUCAGGGGUGACCAGUACCUGUGCCUCCGAAAACCCCUGGGGUACCCAGGAUAUCCGAGAGACUGCUUCUCUUUAAAUCUAGGUCCCAUCAUUUGAGGGAGGACUUUAGGAAGAAAGAACGUCCGAGAAGCUAUUUAAAGAUGCAACCCCAAAUUCCUCGCACACCCAGCAGCCCUCUUUCUGCACCUUCUCCUGUCCUUGUCCACACUCCAGGUGCCCACAGGCCUGUCUCCACCACAGCAGCUGGGUGGGUCCCUCCCAGACCCUCCCAGACCUUCAGAGACUCCAGCCACCCUCGGGCCAUGCAGAAACUUUGUCCCCAGCAGAGAUGCCUUACUCCAGGAAAAUCUAAAAGAGAAGUGAAUUGACUAUUUAUUUUAACUCCUUCCGCACAAGCUGUGAGCCGCAGUCGGGUGUGCAGGGAAACUCUCCGUGUUGAAUUCUCAUUUUCUAAGUUAUUGCGGGGGGCGGCUUCUUCGUGCCCCAGAGCUCCCAGGUGCGGGAGGGCCCUGGCGACUGGUCAGCGCCAACGUCCCUCUCAGUCAAAGCACUGCAACUUUUUUCUUGUUGUAAUUGUUUUGCUACUAAGACGAUUUCAGAAUUUCAGUCUAUUUUUUCAACAGAGACUGCCGCCACCAAGAAUCCAAAACCUGUUUUUGACUUUGAGACUUGCUUUUUGUUGAUGGAUCCCCCCGCGGAGAUGACGACAGUAUUUCUGUAUAAUGAAGCGUCUGCCGGGCAUGGGCCAGGAGCCCCUCGGUAGGGUGGGCUUCCGCAGACAGGAGGCCCCUGUGGGCCUGCCUGGGGCAACUGUCUGGUAAUGCCUGCCUGGGUGGGUGCAGGGUAUCCGGCGGCAACCAUGGGUUGUCUCGGGUCUGUCACUGCGACACUGUGACACUGUGAUGCUUGUCUGCCCCUCCUCUCCAUUCCCCUCACCACUGGAAAAGCAGAGAGAGGAGGGCUGAGGCAUUCAUGCUGCUCUGGGUCUAGACCCUGCAGGAUUGUGUGCCCUUGCCCUCUCCCUCUUGUUGCCACCUGCUGUAUACCAGCUUGAGACAGGUCCCUGCCUUCCUGGGGGCCGGGUGGGGGGGGGUGAGAAGUGACUGGGCUUCUGUGGGGCUGAGGUGAGGUGGGGCGUCCUGCAGGGGGAGUUGGGGGCUGCUCAGCUCAGCCGUUGGGGCGGGGGGCGGCAGGUCAGGGUGUUCCUUUGGACCUACCUCAGGGAGCUGAGCGUGCAGGUGUCACGGGGCACGCCCGGUGCAGAGUAAAGGCCCAGAAAAUACAGGUAGCUAAUGUUAUAAUAAUAUUUUUAUUAGAAUGUUCUGAUUAUAAAAAUAAAACUUGUUUUCUUUAAAGAGAAA
Galeopterus variegatus (Sunda flying lemur) is the source of this 1930-nucleotide messenger RNA. It is a transcript of the gene RBM38, whose product is annotated as RNA binding motif protein 38. The record is from RefSeq and is a predicted model, not a curated record. Gene Ontology annotation, cellular component: cytosol. The coding region runs from base 1 to 477 and encodes 158 amino acids. Lineage: Eukaryota; Metazoa; Chordata; Mammalia; Dermoptera; Cynocephalidae. The transcript has 3 exons.